Drosophila grimshawi is the source of this 1734-nucleotide messenger RNA. RefSeq lists its product as uncharacterized. Lineage: Eukaryota; Metazoa; Arthropoda; Insecta; Diptera; Drosophilidae. Gene Ontology annotation, molecular function: nucleic acid binding. Gene Ontology annotation, cellular component: axoneme; axonemal dynein complex. The record is from RefSeq and is a predicted model, not a curated record. Gene Ontology annotation, biological process: cilium-dependent cell motility; DNA integration; axonemal dynein complex assembly.
AUGGGCAAUAAGGGUAAGGGCAAAGGCAAUAAGCUGGUCAAAAUGUCGGAGGAGGAACGUGCCCGAUAUUUGCAGAUGCGUGCCGACAUGGAGGAGGAAACGAGGCGGCGCAAACUCAUUGCGCUCUACAUGAAGAACAAACUGAAGCGAGAGGAUGCCUUUUGCCGCUUAAACAUGGCCAAGAUCAAUCAGGAAUGGCGCUCGAUAUUGCGUCAGGUGAAGAUACAGGAUUUGCGUAGUGAAAUAGUCGAUGUGGAGCUGUUCUUCAAGGAGGCGCUGAAGCGCAAGGAUCAGGUCAUACAGCGUCUCAUUAGCGACAUUAAUUCCACAGAGGAAAUGUACGCAAAUCUGCAGCAAUCACACAUGGAGAACAUUGAUAGAAUCAUUGGCAUUUACCGGAGCCGCGUAGAGUUCUUCCGGUGCAUCUAUGAGGACGAUAAGCAGGCGGUGCUCAGGGAAUGGGAAAAGGAUUCAAAUAUAUUUAGGAGCAUGCAGUCGGAGCAACAGCAGCAACUCGAAUGCGUUUUCUAUCAGCUGGAGGAGACUAAGGAUAAGCAGGUCAAGGACAAUCAUGAGCGUUAUCUCGAUCGUGUCGAGGAUAUGAAGAGAGGCAUCUAUGUGCGGCAUCUACAUCUUCGCAACUGCCAUGCUGGACCUAAAGCUUUAGUGGCACUCAUUCGAUUGGAAUAUUGGAUCGUAAACGAAGACUUGGCACGUCGCAUCGUGCGCACCUGCAUGGCGUGUGUUCAGUACAAGCCAAAAUUGGAAAGGCAGCUUAUGGGAUCGCUGCCAGUGGAGCGCCUUCGACCGGGACACCCAUUUCAACGCUGUGGUAUCGACUUCUGUGGGCCAAUAAAUACGUAUGCUCGCAUACGAGGAAAGGGUCCCACAAAAUCUUACUUGGCCGUAUUCAUUUGUUUGGCAUCCAAGGCGGUGCACAUCGAAGUGGUCUCUCAAUUAUCCACGGAGGCAUUCUUAGCUGCACUCAAACGAAUGGUUGCUCGGCGAGCGCUGCCCACUGACAUCUAUUGUGAUAAUGGAACUAACUUCGUGGGUGCAGCAAGUCAGCUAAAGGUUUUGAAACAAUUUUUGUUUGAUCAAUCUACUCAAGACGCAAUAUCAGAGUAUUGUGCUUCGGAUUUCGUGUCGUUUCAUUUUAUUCCGCCCAGGGCACCCCGCUUUGGCGGACUCUGGGAAGCAGCAGUUAAGAGCGCUAAGGGGCUGCUGCACAAGACGCUAUCGAACACUCGCCUAACAUUUGAGGAGCUCUGUGCAAUCACAACAGAGAUCGAAACUGUCCUCAAUUCUCGCCGAUUGUCACCUAUGUCGCCUGAUCCCAACGAUCUAUCAGCAAUCACCCCAGGACACUUGUUAGUUGGAAAAUCUCUUCGGGCGCUUCCUGAACACACAAUAGCAACGCCUCAUCUCAACAAUUUGGAGCGGUUUGACGUGAUAACCGCUGCUAAACAGCAAUUUUGGCGUCGUUGGUCAUCAGAUUAUAUUUAUGAGCUUCGUGCUCGAACCAAAUGGACAUCAUCGUCAUCAAAUCUCGCUAUUGGAACCAUGGUCAUAAUCCAUGACGACAAUCUUCCACCUCAGCAAUGGAAGCUCGGCCGCAUCGAAUCACUUGUGCCUGGAAGGGAUGGUCAUGUUCGAGUUGUUCAUCUUCGUACAGCCAAUGGCAUCUGCUGCCAACCAUUACACAAAUUGGCCAUCUUACCGAUGGAGGCUUGA